AUGAAGAGUCUGAAGGCAAAGUUUAAGAAGAGUGAGAGUCAGGACUGGAGUAAGAGUGAUGAGAGGCUGCUGCAGGCCGUGGAGCAGAAUGAACCGGACAAGGUCUCAGCUCUCAUCGUCAAAAAAGGUCUCUGUCCCACCAAGCUGGACGCGGAGGGCAAGUCGGCUUUCCACCUCAGUGCAUCCCGAGGCCGACUGGACUGUCUGGAGGUUAUCAUCUCUCAUGGAGCUGAUGUGAACGUCCCUGACGGGGCUGGCUUUAGCGCCCUCCAUCUCGCAGCCAAGAACGGCCAGUCAGAGUGUUUAAAGAGACUCUUACAGGAGAGACUGGCAGUUGAUUGCACCGACGGCAUUGGCAGGACACCACUACAUCAUGCAGCGGUCAGUGGCUGCUUGUCCUGCACUGAGACCCUGUGGGACUUUAAAGCCGAUCUGGAUGUUCAGGACAGUGACGAGGCCACCCCUCUGAUCUUAGCAGCUCAGAUGAGCAGAGUGGAGCUCUGUGUGUUCCUGUUGGGACGAGGUGCCAAUGCCAACAUUCAGGACAACCAGGGAAGGUCUGCGUUAAUGUUGGCUUGUGAGAGUGACAGUAUUGAAACUGUAGAGGCUCUGUUGAGAGGCGGGGCCAACACGCAGCUGGUCGACGCCCUCGGACACAAAGCCACAGACUACAGUGUAACCACGGGCAACCAGCGCGUCUCACAGAUGUUGCAAGAUGGAGUUCCUCCAGCUUCUGAGGGCGCAGGCGAGGAGCCCCCGCAGGUCCCCUCAGGCGCCUCAUCAGUGCAGGGGGGGACUACCCCCCGCAAACGGAAAGCUCCUCCACCACCCCGCUCUCCUCUCCAGGUUUUGCCUCCCUCUCCUCAGCCCCGGAGUCCUGCUCGCCCCGGCCAGACCCCUUCUCCGCAGCCUCCAGAAACAAAGCAACCAGCCCAGGCGGAAGACGAGGAGGUGUUCGAGGAGAUUCGACGGCUCCGUCUAGAGAGAGGCCGCCUGCUUCAGAAGAUCAAGGCCUUGGAGCAGCAGCAGCAGAGCGCCAUCUCGGCCUUGGAAGAGUUGUCCCAACUAAAGCAGCGAUUAGAGGAGGCCGAGGCAGAGAGAGACAAGCUGCUUGAGGAGCUGAAGGGAGAUCAUGGUAUUGAGGGCAGUGACUCCGAGGACAUGGAUGAAAUGUUUGACUUCCCAGAGAAGCUGCUCUCCAAGCGCUCCAGAGCCUCCCCUGCUCAGGAUGAGGACACUGACUCAGCCAGUCCCUCCCCCGGCCCUGCAGACCCAGGAACCCUUGCCGAGCUGCGUAAACAAAUAGAGGAACUAACCUCGCAGAACUCCGAGCUUGUUCUCAAAGUACAGAUGCUGGAGAUGUUUGAGAAGGACGACACAGACAUGCAGACCUCCAGCCCGGACUCCGUCCCCUUAGCUCAGUAUGAGACCCUGAGGAAGGAGUUUGAAUCCCUUCAGGAGCGCCUCUCUCAGGCCCAGGCUUCAGACGGCACCUGCAGCGUGGCCGACGAGCGUGGUAAGUCUCAGGAAGGAGGUGCAACCGCAAAGAGUACAGAGGCUUUGAAGGAGAAGCUGAGUGUGUUGGAGGAGCAGUUGGCCUCCUCCCAGUCUGAGCUGGAAGAGCUGAAGGAGCAGAUGCUUCUCGGGGUGCUCUCUGUGGAGUGUGGUCAGGGGGAUAUUGCCAUGGCAGGUGCUGGCACUGAAGGCGGGUCUGGGGCUACAGGGGAGGGUCCGAGCAAAGAGGCGCAGCAGCUUAGAGCGAGGGUGACGGAGCUAGAGGAGGAGCUUGCCAAGACACGGGGCCUGGAGGGGGGUCAGAGUGGCCAGGACAGCAACACAAUCAAACAGCUGACGGAGAAAGUUGAAAAACUUCAGGCUGCUCUGGCCAAGAAAGAGUCUAUGAAAGAAGAAGUGGCGAAAGACGGAGAAAGGAAAGAAACGGAAACGGUGAAGGGCCUACGUGACAAAGUGGCUGAGUUGGAGGCAGCCCUGGCAGAGGGCAGCGUAUCAGGCAAAGAGGGAGGAGCAGGGACAGAUGGAGAUAAGGUCCGUCGUCUGCAGGAGCGUUUGGGAGAGCUAGAGGGGGAGCUGCGGAAGUGUGUGCCACGCUCUGAGCUGGAGGAGGUGCAAGUGAAUCUGGGGCUCCAGUGUGAGCAGCUGGCCAGGGAGAGGGCAGCAGUGGCCAGACGGCUCAACGAUGCCCUGCUGGAUCUGGAGAGACUCAGGCCUCCUCCACGUGGUGGUGAUGAUGAGGAGGAAGAUGAGGAGGAACAUUCGGAGAGCUCGGACCGCUCACCCUCAAGACGAACCUUGGCAGCAGUGACAGAGGAGCUGGAUGUGGCACGACAGGAAGCAGCCCAGGCUCUGGAUUGUCUGUGCGCCGAGCGAGAGAGCAGGGCACUGGACGCCUUGCAGAUGCAGGAUGCUGUGCCUCUGUCAAAGCACAAGGAGGCGCUCUCCGAAGUGUCGGAACAGCUGGCAGAUACGCUGCAGGAGCUCCAGGAGGAGAAGAACCUCCGUUGCAAAGCUGAGGAGCGGGUUGCCGCACUGGAGGCCAAGCUGCAGCCCAUGCAGGACGCCAUAUCCAAAGAGGAGCAUGAGAAAAUCAAGGCAGAACUCCAGCGCUCCCUGCAGGCCAGCGAGAGCAGUGCAGCAGCAGCACGGGACACCCUGACUGAGAAAGAGAUGGAGCUGAGAGACCUGAAGUCCCAGAAGGCCUCAGAGCAGGGCCUCAUCUCCAAGGAGGACCACGAGAGCCUGCGGCUCUCUUUGCAGGUUGAUAUCAACGCCAUCACGGCUCGUUUCAACGACCUCACCCGCAAACAUGAGAAGACGUGCACCGAGGUGUUCCAGGUGCAGAGAGAGGCUCUCUUUAACAAGAGUGAGCGGCAGGUGGCAGAGUCCCAGCUGGCCACGGUGCAGCAGCGGCUCGCCGAGCUACAGGCGCAGUCCAGCCACAUCCAGGAGCUCCACAACAACGUCCAGGAAUCCCAGGGCCUGGUGAAGGAGAAGGACCGCAAGAUAACAGAGCUGUCCAAGGAGGUGUUCCGGCUGAAGGAGGCCUUGGGAGCUCUUUCACCUCCUCUGGGCAUCACGUCCUACUCUUCAUCCACCCAUCUCGGUAACCCCGGGCAGCAAGUGGCACUGCAGAACAGAAUCUCUACUCUCACCCAGCAGCUCCAGGACUGGGAGAGAAAGCACAAACAGGUGGUGACUGUGUACCGCUCACAUUUACUGGCAGCUGCACAGGGUCGAAUGGAUGAAGAAGUGCAGGGCAUGCUACGCCAAAUCCUGAGGAUGACGCAACAGGGAAACUGAUCCUUGGACCAACGUCUCUCUACACAAUCCAGUUGCUCCACAGCUCAGGAUAACGGACAGCAAUCUGUGGGACUAUUGUUAUAGAGAUCUCCUCUAGAAAGCCAAAUACAACUAAUCCGUGAUCAGACAGCUGCAUGCGUACAAUACAGUAACCUAAUCAACAGAGAACCGACUGAAAACCAAGCAGUGACAAACAGACCUGUGGAGUUUAUAACAUGUCAGGGGUUUGCAGCAGUGGUGAUAUAGUAGAAUCAUGUUUACUGAUUGAAAGGCAAUAUGACUGAUUUUAUAUGACAUUGUUAUAAUAAAACAG
Platichthys flesus (European flounder) is the source of this 3631-nucleotide messenger RNA. RefSeq names its product ankyrin repeat domain 24 (gene ankrd24). Gene Ontology annotation, molecular function: actin binding. Lineage: Eukaryota; Metazoa; Chordata; Actinopteri; Pleuronectiformes; Pleuronectidae. The coding region runs from base 1 to 3318 and encodes 1105 amino acids. The transcript has 22 exons. The record is from RefSeq and is a predicted model, not a curated record.